This is a messenger RNA of Fomitopsis serialis, 3548 nucleotides long. RefSeq names its product P-loop containing nucleoside triphosphate hydrolase protein. The transcript has 11 exons. Gene Ontology annotation, molecular function: ABC-type transporter activity; ATP hydrolysis activity; ATP binding. The record is from RefSeq and is a predicted model, not a curated record. NCBI's taxonomy places the organism in Eukaryota, Fungi, Basidiomycota, Agaricomycetes, Polyporales, Fomitopsidaceae. The coding region runs from base 1 to 3402 and encodes 1133 amino acids. Gene Ontology annotation, biological process: transmembrane transport. Gene Ontology annotation, cellular component: membrane.
AUGCUGCUGGUACUUGGGCGUCCCGGUGCAGGCUGUAGCACAUUGCUCAAGACGCUCGCCAACCAGCGGCAAGACUACCACCAGGUUCUUGGUGACGUGUGGUACGACGACUUCACGCCGCAGGAGAUCGAGAAGCAAUAUCGCGGCGAUGUGCAAUACUGCCCGGAGGACGAUGUCCACUUCGCGACGCUCACCGUCCAUGCGUACCCCCGCGCGCGUGUGUACGAGAUGCGUGAACAACACCGUAACACAAUGAUCGACGUUAUGACAACCAUCUUCGGUCUGCGGCAUGUCAGGGAUACACUUGUCGGCGACGCGAGUGUCAGGGGUGUUAGUGGGGGCGAGAAGAAACGUGUCUCCAUCAGCGAGGUCCUCACUGCGCGUAGCCUCCUUACAUCCUGGGACAACUCCACCCGUGGACUCGAUGCUUCAACCGCUCUCGAAUUCGUCCGUGCGCUGCGGCUGGCUACAGAUAUUGCCCGUGUCUCCACGAUUGUCUCGAUUUACCAGGCGGGCGAGCAGCUCUACCAGUUGUUCGACCAGGUCUGCGUCAUUUACGAAGGCAAGAUGGCGUAUUUCGGGCCGGCCUCCAGCGCCCGCCAGUACUUCAUCGACAUGGGGUACGAGCCCGCGAACCGGCAGACCACGGCAGACUUCCUAGUCGCAGUCACGGACCCGAACGGCCGUAUCCCCCGCGCAGGCUUUUCAGGCCCUCCUCCACCGCGCAGCGCGGACGAGUUCGCGGCGUAUUUCAAGAACAGCAAGCUCGGCCGGCUUAAUCGCGAUGACAUGCGCCGCUACCGCGAGGAGGAGAGCGGGAUGCUGGAGAAGAAGCAGAUGUACCGUCUCAGCCACCGUGCGGAACAUGCGAAGACCACGUCGAAGAAGAGUCCCUUUAUCAUCUCGAUCGCGAUGCAAGCGCGGGCCCUGAUGCUUCGUCGGUGGCAGAUCAUCCAGGGUGCGAUGGCUACGCAGGUAACCCAGGCCUUGAGUUUCGUCUUCCAGGCUAUCAUUGUCGGCACGAUCUUCCUGCGGCUGGACAACACCACCGGGACGUUCUUCUCCAAAGGCGGUGUUAUCUACUUCGCCCUUCUGUUCGGAGCUCUCUCGACCAUGGCGGAAAUCCCGGCGCUCUUCGUUCAACGUCCUAUUGUACAGCGGCACUCCCGAGCCGCGAUGUACCAUCCGUUCGUCGAGGCGCUCGCGCUGACACUCGUUGAUAUCCCAAUCACCGCUAUAACGCUCAUUCUCUUCUGUAUCAUCCUUUAUUUCCUUGUCGGCCUCCAGGAAACUGCCGGCAAGUUCUUCACGUUCGUUCUGCUCAUCUUCAGCAUGACGAUCACAAUGAAGGGCUGGUUCCGUAUGAUCGCUGCGAUGUUCAAGAGCCCUGCGCCCGCGCAAGCGAUUGCUGGAGUCUCAGUCCUCAUCUUGACCCUUUACACCGGCUACACUAUCCCGCAGCCGUCCAUGAUUGGAGCUCUUCGCUGGAUCACCUAUAUCAACCCGCUCAAGUACGGUUUUGAGGCGCUCCUGGUGAACGAGUUCCAUGGACUUCAAGCGACGUGCUCCCAGAUCGUUCCCUCAGGCCCAAGGUACGAGGGUGUUUCGCUCGCGAACCAGGUUUGCACGACAGUCGGCUCCGUCCCGGGUCAGGCGACCGUCGAUGGCAUGAGCUACGUCGCGUUAUCGUUUGGCUACGCGUACAGUCACCUCUGGCGGAACUUCGGUAUCAUCUGUGCAUUCGGCAUAGGCUUUAUCUCGCUCCUCCUGGUCAUCUCGGAAUUCAACCUCGGUCUCGCGGGGGAGUCGUCCGUCACGCUGUUCAAGCGCGGCACUAAGGUAAACAUAGACCAGCCCAAGGGCACGGCGGACGAGGAGAAGUCGGGUGCGAAAGGUGACGGUGCGUCGGUGCGGCGCGUGUCGGAGGUGUCCCAGAAGGCUCUUGAGGAGGUGCCCGGGGGCAGGAACACGUUCUCGUUCGAGAACCUGACGUACGUCGUGCCGGUGCAAGGCGGGAAACGGAAGCUCCUGGAUAAUGUCUCCGGCUAUGUUGCGCCCGGCAAGCUGACUGCGCUCAUGGGCGAGUCUGGUGCGGGUAAGACGACGCUCUUGAACGUGCUCUCUGAUCGUACGGCGGGUGGUGUCGUCACUGGCGAUCGCCUGAUGAACGGCCAGUCUCUCCCCAUCGACUUCCGCUCUCAAACUGGCUAUGUCCAGCAGAUGGACACUCAUUUACCGUCUGCAACUGUCCGCGAGGCGCUCCUUUUCUCUGCCAAGCUCCGUCAGCCCGCCUCUGUCCCGAUUGAGGAGAAAGAGGCCUGGGUCGACAACUGUCUGAAGAUGUGCGGCCUUCAAGACUAUGCGGAGGCCGUUGUGGGCUCUUUGGGCGUCGAACAACGCAAGCGCACGACUAUUGGUGUCGAACUCGUCGCGAAGCCGUCCCUGAUCUUCUUGGAUGAGCCUACGUCUGGCCUUGACUCGCAGAGUGCCUGGGCUAUCGUCUGUUUCCUGAGGAGCUUGGCGGAUGCCGGUCAGUCGAUCGUUUGCACCAUUCACCAACCGUCGGCGGAGUUGUUUGAGGUUUUUGACAGGCUGCUCCUCCUGCGCAAGGGUGGUCAGACGGUGUACUUUGGUGACCUCGGUCACAAGUCCUCGACACUGAUCAACUAUUUUGAGAGCAACGGCGGUAGAACCUGUGCAAAGGAUGAGAACCCGGCUGAGUACAUCCUGGACGUCAUUGGUGCAGGUGCUACGGCAACAACAGACAUUGAAUGGCACGACGUUUGGAAGAAGUCGCAGGAAGCGCAGAAUGGCCGUGGACGUCCGCCUGUCCAGGCGUCGAUGACCGGCGCAUUCCCGACGAGAUGGGGCUACCAGCUGUGGACUCUGCUCAGCCGUGACGUUCAGCACCGCUGGCGUGACCCAUCCUACAUGGUGGCGAAGCUCGGUGUCAACAUCGCUUCUGGUCUGCUUAUCGGUUUCACUUUCUUCAAGGCGAAGGACAGUAUCCAGGGCACGCAGAACAAGCUGUUCGCAAUCUUCAUGUCGACCAUCAUCUCCGUACCGCUCUCGAACCAGCUGCAGGUGCCGUUCCUGGACUCACGCCAGAUCUACGAAAUUCGCGAGCGCCACAGCAGCAUGUAUAGCUGGACUGCGUUCCUCACCUCCCAGCUCCUCGUUGAGUUGCCGUGGAACAUCCUCGGCUCGACGCUGUACUUCCUAUGCUGGUAUUGGACCGUCGGCCUCCCGAGCGACCGCGGCGGAUUCACAUAUCUCAUGCUAGGCAUCGUCUUCCCGCUAUACUAUACAAGCAUUGGCCAAGCCGUAGCAGCGAUGUGCCCGAACGCGGAGAUCGCGGCGUUGGUGUUCAGCUUCUUGUUCUCGUUCGUGCUGUCCUUGUGAGUAAUUCUGCCGUACAUGUGUCGGUCUUGGUUUGAUGUGGCCUGCAGCAAUGGUGUCUUGCAACCUUUCCGGGAACUCGGCUGGUGGCGGUGGAUGUACCACCUCUCGCCGUUCACGUACCUCGUCGAGGGCCUGCUUGGACAGGC